Molecule: messenger RNA, 2265 nt
Organism: Saxophila tyrrhenica
Lineage: Eukaryota; Fungi; Ascomycota; Dothideomycetes; Mycosphaerellales; Extremaceae
Exons: 2
Coding region: 1-2265 (754 amino acids)
Biological process (GO): regulation of DNA-templated transcription; DNA-templated transcription
Cellular component (GO): nucleus
Molecular function (GO): transcription cis-regulatory region binding; zinc ion binding; DNA-binding transcription factor activity, RNA polymerase II-specific
Source: RefSeq, a predicted model, not a curated record
AUGGCCGCAGUCCAGGACCUCACCGACACCGCCGACUCGGAGGCCUGCCAGCGAUGCGCCAGGGCGGGACGGACGUGUGUCUUCACACCGUUGCAGAAGAGAAGGCAGAGGAAACGUACAGACACGCGCGUCUCAGAAUUAGAGCGGGAUAUGAGGGCGAUGAGAGCGGCGCUGCAGGCAAAAGAGAAGGAAGCCAAGUCUGCGGGUCAAAACAAUGCUACGAGGAAUGUUGGACUGUCGCCUCGGCCAUUUGGCCUGUGGUUUGAAGAGAAUUCGCUGCAGGCACCUGUCAGGGCAGGCGAGUACGGUCAGAGUAGUGUGGCUCAGGCGAGUUCGGGUGUACAACCACAGGGCAAUCUCUCGAGGCAACAUGGAGGGCCGACGUUGUGGCCUUCUCGAUUUGCGAACCAGCCGUCAGAGACGAAGGAUGUAGUUCAAACCGGUCUGAUAUCGAUGGCCACCGCGAGACAGCUCUUUGAAUCGUAUCGCACCGAUCUGUGUCCUAUCUAUCCCAUUGUCGUCAUACCGGAGUCAACUACAGCUGAUGAAUUACGGAAGACGAAGCCUGCACUGUUUUUGGCAAUCAUCGCGGCUGCUGCUGGCAAAGAGAACUCUGAGCUCUCUGCAGUGCUGGACAAGGAAGUAUUGCACAUGUAUGCUGAGAGGCACGUUGUUCAGUGCGAGAAGAGCCUGGAGCUCGUUCAGGCACUUCUGAUCAGCGCGGUGUGGUACCAUCCGCCGACGAGGUUCGGCCAGUUGAAGUACUACGAAUACAUUCAUAUGGCUGCGACGAUGGCCUUGGACAUCGGCAUCGGGACACGACCUGUUCCGCAUCGCAAUCUUUUCGGAAACAAGCCCUCAAGGCAGGGUCGCGUUCAUCAUCUUGAGGACGCUUCUAACCCUGACCUGUCGAUGACACCGCGUUCGAGAGGUACGAGUCCAGAUACUGCGAGUCUGGAGAGCCGGAGGACAUACCUCGCCUGCUACCUCGUCUGCGGCAGCGUCUCGAUGAGCUUGAGGAGGCCGAACAUGCUCCGGGUCUCUAGCUAUAUCCGAGACUGCCUCGAUUACCUUGAACGAUCCUCAGACUCUGUGCCUUCGGAUCGAACGCUGGCUGCUUGGGUGAGGUUGAACAUUAUCGCCGAAGAGAUCUGUACUUCGUUCUCGUACGACGAUCCGGGAGACAUUGCCUCGAUCACUGAGCUGCGCACGCAGAUGAUGUUGAAAGACUUCGAGAAACGGCUCACCGACUGGUAUUCCACCACGCCUGAUUCGUGCCUAUCUCCCCCUGUAACCAUGAUGUUCUACAGCAUCCGCAUCUACCUCCAUGAAGUGGCCUUACACGUGGAUCAUUCACCUGAAGAUUUCAAAGCGCCGUACCAAAUGGGACCAGUCCAUCAAUGGGAUCGGAGAGACGACGCAUCCUCAAUCCCGACAAAGGUCCUCGCAACAGCAGUAGCUGACUGCGUGUCAAGCGCUCACAGUCUGAUGAACACAUUUACCAGCAUGCCUCCGGAGCAAGGCCGAGCAUUGCCGGUGUUCAUCUACGUCCGCAUCUCGUUCGCCGCAUUCAUCCUUGCGAAGUUGUGUCUUUCUACCGCUCAUCCUGGCUCUCAGAUCGGCAGGGUUAUUGACAAGAGCAGCUUGAAGGUCGACGCGGUUAUGAACAAGGCUAUUGUACAGGUCAAAUCUAUCGUAGGAUCGGCUCAGCGGAGAGUACCUGCGAUCUUUCUUGCUCUACUUUUGAAGCUGAGGCAGUGGUGCUUGAAUCCGCAGAUGCUUGAGGGCCAGCAAGACGGUACGGGGCGGCCUGCUAUUGAUAUCGCCCAUGGGACACAGUCGGCUCCAAUGAACACAGACAAGUCGCGAGCGCAGAGCAGUACCGCUGCCUUCAGGGUCACUGAACACGUGAGCAGCGAGGAAACCUCGCCAGAAGACGAUCCUGAGGUCUACGACAAUAUCAGCGCAUACGUAGCGAAGACGACGGCAGCACUAGACCACGGCGAAGAGAACGGAUUGACGCCAGACGAAGGUGCCCAGAUGUCGAACUUCGACUCGUAUCAGCCAGUGCCAUACCCCUACCCGAACAACCAAAUGCAGCUGGACAACGACUUCUUACAGAUGUGGGGUGAUAUGAACGCGCUGUCGCAGGGUGGUUUGACUGGGCUGGAGGACUGGUCUACGAUGCCCCUGGACAUGAUGGGGAUGCCAGAAUCUUUCGAUUGGCAGAUGAGUGCCGCAGGGGAUGGGAAUGCGCCGACAUGA